Molecule: messenger RNA, 4042 nt
Organism: Python bivittatus (Burmese python)
Lineage: Eukaryota; Metazoa; Chordata; Lepidosauria; Squamata; Pythonidae
Source: RefSeq, a predicted model, not a curated record
AUGGUGAAGAGGAAAAGCUCCGAAGGCCAGGACCAGGAGAGCGGCCGAGGGGUUCCGCUGCCUAUCCAGACCUUCCUGUGGAGGCAAACCAGUGCAUUUUUGAGACCCAAACUGGGAAAACAAUAUGAAGCUUCAUGUGUGUCUUUUGAAAGAGUUUUGGUUGAAAACAAGCUGCAUGGUCUUUCACCAGCUCUUUCUGAAGCCAUCCAGAGCAUUUCACGCUGGGAAUUGAUUCAAGCUGCCUUACCACAUGUCCUUCACUGCACAGCCACUCUGCUUUCCAACCGGAACAAGUUAGGACAUCAGGACAAACUUGGUGUUGCUGAGACAAAACUCCUUCACACUCUCCAUUGGAUGUUGCUAGAAGCACCUCAAGACUGCAGCAAUGACCUCUUUGGAGGAUCAGGAGACAGAGGAUCAAGUUGGAGAGGAAGCAGCAGUGCUUUUAUCCACCAGAUUGAAAACCAAGGAUCUCCAGAGCAAUCGAGAUGUGACAGCACCAAUGAGGAAGAAGAGAACAGCAGAAGGAAGUUCUUUCAGAAUUCAAUGGCCACUGUGGAGCUUUUUGUAUUCUUAUUUGCUCCUCUGGUUCAUAGGAUUAAAGAAUCUGAUCUGACUUUUCGUCUUGCCAGUGGUCUUGUUAUUUGGCAGCCAAUGUGGGAACACAGGCAGCCAGAAGUCACUGCCUUUACCGCACUGGUUAAGCCCAUCAGGAAUAUAAUCACAGCAAAGAGGAGUUCUCCAAUCAAAAACCAGGGCCUUACUUGUGAAUCUCCUAACCUGGAUGCUGGGCAUACAGAGAGUGCAGGUGAAGGGCUCAUAAUAGUGUGUGAAUCAACCGAAUCGGACUCCAUUCCACCAAGGCAGCCCUUCCUGGGUUGCCACCGUGGAAAUUCCAUUGAUGGAAGCAUCUCAUCCCAAGCCUCCCAAGAGAAAGGACCCCCCUAUCCUAGGGUGUCUUUGGUGAUCCCACCAUGCCAAAAGUCCCGCUACGCCACUUACUUUGAUGUUGCUGUAUUACGAUGCCUGCUUCAGCCCCACUGGUCCGAGGAAGGCACGCAAUGGUCCUUGAUGUAUUACCUCCAGAGGCUGCGCCACAUGUUAGAAGAAAAGCCAGAGAAAUCACUUGACCCAGAAAUCCCACCAUUGCCAAGGCCACGCAGUAGUUCUAUGGUGGCUGCCACUCCCUCACUAGUCAAUACUCACAAAACACAGGAUCUCACAAUGAAAUGCAAUGAGGAAGAAAAAUCAUUAAGUACGGAAGCUUUUGCCAAAGUAUCCCUAACUAACCUGCGGAGACCAGCAGUUCCAGAUCUCUCCUCUGAUUUGGGAAUGAAUAUAUUUAAAAAGUUCAAGAGCCGCAAGGAGGAUCGGGAGCGCAAGGGCUCUAUUCCUUUCCACCACACAGGGAAGAAAAGACAACGACGAACGGGAGUGCCCUUCCUGCUCCACGAAGACCAUUUGGAUGUAUCACCUACUCGAAGCACAUUCUCUUUUGGCAGCUUUUCUGGGAUUGGUGAAGACAGGCGUGGCAUUGAGAGAGGAGGGUGGCAAACCACUAUCCUAGGGAGAUUUACUAGGCGGGGCAGUUCCGAUACAGCUACCGAGAUGGAGAGUCUGAGUGCUCGGCAUUCCCAUUCCCACCACACUUUGGUUACUGACCUGCCAGACCACUCCAACAGCCAUGUACGUUCCCAAAUUUCCACCAUCACAGUGGCCACCUUCAAUACCACACUGGCCUCUUUCAAUGUGGGCUAUGCUGACUUCUUCAGUGAACACAUGCGCAAGCUCUGCAACCAGGUGCCCAUACCAGAAAUGCCCCAUGAGCCCCUGGCAUGUGCCAAUCUCCCUCGAAGUCUGACAGAUUCUUGCAUCAACUAUAGUUGCCUGGAAGAUACAGAACACAUAGAUGGGACCAGCAACUUUGUCCACAAGAAUGGCAUGUUGGAUCUUUCGGUGGUUCUUAAAGCAGUUUAUUUGGUCCUGAAUCAUGACAUCAGCUCCCGAAUCUGUGAUGUGGCCCUCAAUAUUGUGGAAUGCCUGCUUCAGCUUGGUGUGGUGCCCUGUGUGGAGAAAGUCAGAAGGAAAAGUGAGAAUAAAGAGAAUGAAACCAAUGAGAAGAGACAAAGCGAGACUUCCUUUCAACUCAAGGGGGCUUUGACUACCUCAGCAUCUGGAUUUGGGACUGCUCCGGUCACUGGAACAGGAGAUGGCAGUGGAGAAGGAGGAGGAGGAGGAGGAGGAGGAGGAGGAGGAGUUGGAAGUGCUGCUGGAGGAGGAGGUGGUGGUGGAGGAGAUGGAGGAGGUGGAGGAGGAGGAGGAGGGGGAGAAGGUGGAGGAAGAUCUUUUGAAAAGAAUGAUAAAAAGGAAGACAAGGAUGAAAAUACUCCAGUAAGCACCCAUAGGCUGGCUCUGACAAUGCUAAUAAAAAUUGUGAAGUCUCUGGGCUGCGCAUAUGGCUGUGGAGAAGGCCACCGAGGACUCUCUGGCGAUCGUCUGAGACAUCAGGUAUACAAAUGCAGAAGGAUGGAAAAUACUGCUCAGAACUGUCUUACAAAGCUGUAUAAGCUGGAUAAAAUGCAGUUUCGUCAGACAAUGAGAGAUUAUGUGAACAAGGAUUCACUGAACAACGUGGUGGAUUUUUUACAUGCUUUGCUAGGAUUCUGCAUGGAGCCAGUCACUGACAACAAGGCUGGUUUUGGAAAUAAUUUCACCACUGUGGACAACAAGUCUACAGCCCAAAGUAUUGAAGGCAUUAUUGUCAGUGCCAUGUUCAAAUCUCUGAUCACCCGCUGUGCCUCUACUACACACGAGCUCCAUAGUCCUGAGAAUCUGGGUUUGUACUGUGACAUCCGACAACUGGUACAGUUUAUCAAAGAAGCUCAUGGAAAUGUUUUCAGAAGAGUAGCUCUUAGUGCCCUUUUGGACAGUGCAGAAAAGUUGAUCCCAGGAAGAAAAACAGAAGAAAAUACUGAACAAGAACCCAAACCAUCAGGGAGUAAAAAAUCUGAAGUAGGAAGUGUUGUUAUUGAUAAAGGACAGCUAUCUUCUGCUCCUGAUGAAUGUCGUAGCUAUAUCUCAGGCCGCCCAAUGCAAACUCCUGAGCAUGAUGAACAAAUGCAAGGAGCAGCCCUAGGCCGCAAGGAUUUCUGGCGAAAAAUGUUUAAAUCUCAGAGCGCAGCAAGUGACACCAGCAGCCAGUCGGAACCAGACACCUCUGAAUGCACAACUGCACACUCAGGAAUGACCACUGAAAGGCGCUCCCGCUCCCGUUCCAGACGGAUUUCCCUGAGGAAGAAACUCAAACUCCCGCUAGGGAACUGGCUGAAACGUUCAUCAAUUUCUGGUCUGGCAGAUGGCGUAGAAGAUCUUCUGGAUAUCAGCUCUGUAGAUCGUCUCUCUUUCAUCAGGCAGAGCUCCAGGGUGAAAUUUACUAGUGCAGUGAAGCUAUCAGAAGGCGGGCCUGGAAGUGGCAUGGAAAAUGGACGUGAAGAAGAGGAGAAUUUCUUCAAGCGUCUUGGUUGCCAGACUUAUGAGGAUCAUCUGGCUUCCAGCCAAGAGGGAAACAAAUCCAAAAAUGUGGUGAACUUGGGAGCCAUUCGGCAAGGCAUGAAGCGGUUUCAGUUUCUCCUAAACUGCUGUGAACCAGGAACAAUCCCUGAUGCUUCUAUCCUUGCAGCUGCUCUUGAUCUCGAGGCACCGGUGGUGGCGCGGGCAGCCCUUUUCUUGGAAUGUGCUCGCUUUGUGCAUCGCUGCAACCGGGGCAACUGGCCAGAAUGGAUGAAGGGGCAUCAUGUGAACAUUACUAAGAAAGGCCUUUCUCGUGGCCGCUCUCCAAUCGUGGGGAAUAAACGAAACCAGAAGUUACAGUGGCAUGCAGCCAAGCUCUUCUAUCAGUGGGGGGAAGCAAUUGGUGUCCGUCUCAACGAGCUUUGCCAUUGUGAGAGUGAGAGCCCGGCCAAUCUGCUGGGCCUCAUUUAUGAUGAGGAGACCAAGAGAAGGCUGAGAAAGGAGGAUGAGGAAGAAGACUUUUUAGAUGACA